CUCCACAACGCACUCCACAACACAUACAUCAGACACAUCAAAUACAUCAAAUACAGUCACUCAGGAUCAACUCUAUCAUCUACAGCAUCAUGUCUCUAUUAACCAUACCAAACGAAAUCCUUAUGCAGAUCGUGCACGAACUCGACGAGCAAGGCCUCAAUGCCCUCCUACAAACCAACCGCAGCCUAUACGAGGCCUUCAACGACUACCUUUACGAGUCUCACGUUGAGAAAUACGGCGGAAUAGCCCUGUUAUGGGCUGCCAUCAAGGGAAGGGUGGACACCGCAAAACGACUGCUCGAUCUAGGCGUUGAUCCAAACACCUCGUUGAGAGAGGCCAAAGAUAGCGGGUGUCACAUGCUCGAAUCCGGGCGCUUGGCGAAGCUUGAUGACUGGCUUGUCGUGCAGAGGAUUUCAGGGUAUCUUGGCGAUCCCAGGAUUAUGAUACCCAAGAGUCUGGUUCAGCGAUGGUGUGAGGAGAGGUGGUGUUGGGGACACGAAAAAUUCUUCCAAGCUCCAUUGCUGUGUGCUAUAAAAGGCGCCCAUGCAGAUGUUGUGGAGUUACUCUUAUCGCAACCCGGCAUUGAUAGGAAAUGCAGAGACGACAAUUUACAUAACACCCUGCAAAUAGCGGCUGCGAAGGGGCACGUCGGAAUCAUGAAGAUGCUCCUGGCCAAAGGGCUUUGGGGGAUAACCGAGAAGUGUGGCCAGAGUUAUUCAUAUCAUAGGACGCCUUUGUUCCAAGCAGUUUCUUGCGGCCAUGAAGGGAUAUUCGAUCUGAUUCUCCAGCAGGACGUCUGCCAUUGGGAGGAAGAUGAAAUUCUCCGAUACGCGCGACGACGCGGAGGGAACAUGUUGAAGUCGCUACUAGGAUAUGCCCAGUGUUCUCGAUUCAGAAUCACCGAUCCGAAUGCCGGAUUAGCGGAUGCCGCUCAAGCUGGGGAUGCGAUCGGACUGGAAAUACUCCUCACUCAGCCAGGGGUAGAUCCAGGGUGGACGAGGUACAGUGGAGAUCCCACGCCAUUUGAACUGGCAGCAAAAUACGGUCAAGUCAACAUAAUGCAGAUCCUCCUGGCCACGGGAAAAGUGGAUGUCAAUAGCCGGGAUAGCGACGGCAACACCCCCCUAUUUCAUGCUGCAUCGAAUGGCCAUGAGAAUGUGGUCGACUUCUUACUUUCCCAGCCAGGGAUUUCGCAGUAUGCACGAAAUUAUGACAACAAGAUGGCCGCUCACUUUGCUUUGGAGGCUGGGAAAAAGGAUCUGUGCAGGCGCUUGAAGGAGGAUAUCCAAUUGGAGCCGGGAUUUGAGUGUUUACUUCGGUGAUUGGCAUAUUAUUUUUGCUCUACUGUUUAGUCUUUUUUAUCGUUGCGUUUUCUCAUACUCUAUUUUAUGUUAUGGGGAUAUUUACAUGCUAUGGAGUACCUUGCUGAUGCUUUGUUGAAUGACGUUGCAUGUUGUAUACUGUACCGAUAAAUUGUUAUGAAUGUUACAUCUUAAAACACGA
Aspergillus wentii DTO 134E9 is the source of this 1503-nucleotide messenger RNA. Its product is annotated as ankyrin repeat domain-containing protein. Gene Ontology annotation, molecular function: protein binding. Lineage: Eukaryota; Fungi; Ascomycota; Eurotiomycetes; Eurotiales; Aspergillaceae. The record is from RefSeq and is a predicted model, not a curated record. The coding region runs from base 90 to 1322 and encodes 410 amino acids. The transcript has a single exon.